This is a messenger RNA of Trichosurus vulpecula (common brushtail), 1286 nucleotides long. Its product is annotated as lysoplasmalogenase-like. The coding region runs from base 37 to 705 and encodes 222 amino acids. Gene Ontology annotation, cellular component: membrane. The record is from RefSeq and is a predicted model, not a curated record. The transcript has a single exon. Lineage: Eukaryota; Metazoa; Chordata; Mammalia; Diprotodontia; Phalangeridae.
AUAGAAUUCUGAGGGUGCCUGGACAAACAUGUAAACAUGGAGACUGGUGGAAGGGAAUCUGAGAGGAGGCAUACUCUAAAUCUGCUGCUCACCCGGGGGCUGGUGCCUUUCUUUGCCUCCAGCACCCUCUACUUCCUCCUCUGGCUGCCAGAAGACAACCCCAGCUGCAACAGCGCCUUGGCCAAAUGCCUUCCCAUUCUCUGUCUGGCUCUCUUUGUCCAUGAGUCUGCCCCAUCUGGGCCCUAUGGCCUAUUUGUCUGGCUAGGUCUCCUCUGCUCCGCCCUGGGGGACAUUGUACUUACCUGGCCCAACCUGUUCCCCUUUGGCUUGGUGGCCUUUGCCCUGGCUUAUCUCUUCUAUCUCAUGGCCCUAGGCUGGCACCCGAUCCGCCAGGCCCUCCUGGAGCCUGUGAUAGCCAUCUUCAUCCUUUACUUUGGGCUCCUGUAUCCUCACCUCCCUUCCAGCCUAAGUCUCCUUAUGUUUGCCUAUGUGGUUAUCCUGGGUCUGAUGCUGUGGCGGGCGCUGGCCAGAGGGAGAUCUGCGGCACUUGGUGGCCUGUUGUUUAGCAUCUCAGACGCUGUCCAGGCCUGGGACACCUUCGUCCAGCCCCUGCCUUCAGGCCGAAUGAUCAUCAUGGUCACCUACUACACUGCCCAAGCCCUACUGGCCCUGUCAACAGUGGAGGACAGGCCCACCCAAAGCUGACUGAGAUCAAUGAGCCCCCCUCACAAAGACAACAGAGCAGUGACUUGGAGCUCAGCACUUGGACUCUUUUCCAGGAUCCCUCCUGCCUGCUCAUCACUUCCUGGAGCUGCUGCCCACCCCACACCCUCCAACUGCUUGUCUCCCAGUUAAACACAAGACCUCCUAGGGCAGAUCCUUUCCCCACCCUCCCUCUGAUUCUGAAGCUUCCCUCCUGCCUCCCGAUCCCCCCCCCCCACCCCAUCCUGUUAUUCACAGGCCUUUCCCUUUCCAAUGCUUUCCCUCCCUUUCUUGCAACUAUCCCCCCACCUCCCCUCCCAGCCCCAUCCUGAUGCUUUUCUUCUCCUUACUCAUAAUCCCUUUGGUUCCAACAUUACCCUCUUCACCAUUGCCCAUGAGCCCCUCGACUGAAAUUUUUUCUCCUCACAAUUCCCUCCCCCCUGUAAUUCUGAUUCUUUUCUCUAUUACCUACCACCUCUUGGUUUGAAUGCUUCUUCUCUUCUCUCCAUUAUUCACACCACCAGCACCUUCUUCUAACCCUUAGCAAAGUUGAUAUUGGAAACAUGAAAAAAUAUAUGUAAAUA